AUGGGCGAGUCUGUCUCUUCACAGCUCGUGUGUUUGUGUUCCCUGGUUGCCGUGGCGCUCGCCCUCCCGCAGUACAACCAGAACCAGAACCAGUACCAGUACCGCAACCAGUACUCAAACCCCAACGCGCAAAUCCCCAUCCUGGCCUACCGGAAUGACGUCAACUACGACGGAUCCUACGCCUACAGCUACCAGACGGGCAACGGCAUCCAGGCGGAGGAGCAGGGCUACCUGAAGAACGCGGGCGCGGGCCCCGAGCGUGAGGCCCAGACGGCGCAGGGCUCCUUCUCGUACACGGCGCCCGACGGCACGCCCAUCUCCGUGCGCUACGUGGCCGACGAGGGCGGCUUCCGCGCGGAGGGCGCGCACCUGCCCACGCCGCCGCCCAUCCCAGAGGCCAUCGCGCGCUCGCUCGCCCUGCAGCAGCAGCAGCAGCAGGCAGCAGCCCUUUCGGCCAGCAGCCCUACAACCGCCGCUUACUGA
Molecule: messenger RNA, 483 nt
Organism: Gryllus bimaculatus (two-spotted cricket)
Lineage: Eukaryota; Metazoa; Arthropoda; Insecta; Orthoptera; Gryllidae
Source: the annotation of a GenBank genome assembly